Messenger RNA from Caenorhabditis auriculariae, 19038 nucleotides. The record is from the annotation of a GenBank genome assembly. NCBI's taxonomy places the organism in Eukaryota, Metazoa, Nematoda, Chromadorea, Rhabditida, Rhabditidae.
AUGGACGACGAAGAAAGCGCCUUGACGAAGACGUGUAACUUUAACACGGCGCCGAGGUUAGUUUUGAAAAAAAUAUUUUUAAAUUUUUUUAAAAAUUUUAUUUGAUUGAUUGAUUGAUUUGAUUUUUUUAGUUUGAAUGACGUUUUUUUGAAAAAAAUGAUAUGUGAAAAAAAUUGACUGGUUUUUUUGAAUUUUUGAAUUUUUCCCUUCAUUUUUUUCAGAAAGCUUCUUAAUAUUUUGAACUUUUUUUGUUUUCUUUUUUUCAAUGAGAAUCUGAAUUUUUACUCGAUAUCUCUUUCUCAUAAGAAAUUGUCAAAGUAAAACUAUAUAAAUCUAUUUUUUUCUAGAAAAAUAUUUCGAUCGCGAACUAAAUUUCUUAAAAAAAUAUGAAAUAUUAUUUAAUAUAAUAACUGUAAUAAUGACACUGUCAACUUUUUCUUACAAAAUUUAACAAAUUAUUUGAUUUUUUAUAGAUUUUUUUGAUAGCUCAUGACUUUACUUGGUUUGAAAAUAAAUAUUUUGGAGCUUCCAGACGGCCGCCCAAAAAAGGCGACGUCCAGACGAUCGCAACGUCUGAAAAAGCUUUCGAAGGUACGCAAUCGAUUAAAAUUUCAUUUUUGAAGGGGUAUUGAUCGAUUUUUCACAGGGAUAUGGAUGCAUAGUGAAAAAAAUUCUUGUAGAGCCUUAUUUCUUCACUUUUUACGUGAAACCCUAGCUUUAUGAGAAUCAAAAAAAAAUUUAUGUCGAAAGGAGUUUUUCGAGUUUUAUCGAAUAUCCAGAUCGGCUUUUAAUUUUUCUUGAAAUCAUUAUAUAAUUGCUCCAAUUUCGUACAAAAAAACAAUCGAAAAUGGCUCUUCUCGUGCAUUUUCAAGCUUAAAUUAAGCGUUAAGUGUUCACUUGAGGUCUAAUUUCGCACAAAAACGGUUGCGAAAGGCUUUUUCUCGCGAUUUUCAAGCCUGAAUUGGAGUUUUUCAAGUCAUGAUGGUUUUAAGAAAGGUAGAGCAGACUAUUUGAAUAUUCGCAUAAAAUUUUUUCUUAAAAAAAUUAGGUGAGAUCCGCUUUAGGUCUAAUUUUGUGCUGAAAAUGGUUCGGAAUGUUUCAUAGUCUGAAUUGGAUUUUUGGCUUUAGAUGAUUUUCGGUAGGUUGAUGAGACCAUUUCAAUAUUCAUAAUUAUUAUUUUUCUCAAAAAUUGUGAUCAAAAUUCACUUGAAGUUUAAUUUUGUGCUAAAAAUAGUCAAGCAAUUCUUUUUCUUCACGAUUUUCAAGCCUAAAUUGGAUUUUUCUGGCUUUUCAUGAUUUGUAGGAGACUAUUUCAGUAUUAAAAUUUACAUUUUUUUUCUCAAAAAUUUCCUUCAGAACCACUCGAGGAAAAAUUUCGACGAAAUAAUUGCCGAGGAGGAAAAAAAUCACCUGUUAUAUUUGCUACAAAGAUAUAGCGCAUCUCAACGAACAGAGACGGUUUUUUUGUAUAAAAAAAUAAUUAAUGAUAAAAAAAUUGUAAUUUUCCAGUUUAAUGCAUGUGAACAAGUGUGUGGAUGAACAGGAAUCGGUAGAAAAUUACGAAAAAGCGAUGAAAAAUUGGAAAUCGACGGUCGAUUGUCCGCUCUGUGGAACCCCGAUGCAAAAUGGACCGGUAUUCUGAAAAAAAUAAGGAAAAAUUAAUUUUGAAACGUUCAAGUUCCGAAUCGCGCACUUGAAAUCGUGCGCGACGAAGAAUAAAAUAACGACGUCGAAACUCAUCGAAAUGGUCGAUACGUCGGAAAAAGUCCGAGGUGCCAGAAUUCGGAAUGGCUUGACUCAUACGAGGUUCGUUCUCGGCGCGAAAUUCAAAAACUCUGAAGAGUUUAAUUUUUGGAAGAAUAUCGGGAAAAGGCGUUAUAGUCCGUUUUCCUGAACUUCUCUGCGCCCUCCUCGUCUCUGAGUGACCCUCUUAUUUUGACCUACUAUUUUCAAGUUUCUCUGACUCUUCCGAUGAGGGAACAGAGAGACGUCCCGGCGAAUAGGCUGAGCAUUUCAAGUGACCCUGGAGAGUACUGACGUCGCUUGAGGGAUUACUAGAAUGCUUAAAAACUUACAAUUCUCCGAGCCCUCCUCGUCUUUCGUUUCAGAGCAUUUCUAGUGACCACUGGAGAGUACUGACGUCGCUUAAGGGAUCACUAGAAUGCUCAAAAACUAAAUCUCUGCACUCUCCUCGCCUCUCGGCUACUCUCUCAUAUUCAGAUGCAUUCUUCGUUUUCAAAAUGUAUCAUAAGCUCAAAAUGCGGUUCGUUUUCACUUAAGAGCUCACUUUCACAUUUUCAACAGAUUUAUUUCAAGUAAUGCUGAGACUUUCAAUGCGCAAAAAAAUCAAUAUAUUUUUUAAAUUUUGAAACGAAGAAAAUUCGCCCAUUUUUUGUAUCUAAAUCAACAUCUUCUAGCGCCUCGGAGCCGAAAAAAAAAGCGGUGGCCCCAAAAAAGUUGGUCGGAGUUCCGAAAAAUCGUGUCGAUGAGGAUAUCCAACUGGCGAAGGCGUUGUCGAUGUCAACUUCUGAAGGAGGAAAUUCCAGAGGCUCUGAGAACGAUGCCAGGAUUCUUAGGUGAUUCAUGAGCUGAAAAAUAAAUCGAUGAGCGGCUGAGAAAAAUUAGGAAUGUCAGAGUGGUCCCUGGAGGGGCUAGGAGAAAAAAAACAGACUUUACAGGGGACAAAAUAGGAUCUGAUUUAUGAGCCUAAAAGCUGAAGUGGCUUCUAUAGGGGUUUUUGUUCUGAUUUGAAAGAUAAAAAGACAUGUAAUGAUCAUCAGCAUGCUCCCCUAGAGUGGCCACUUUUGCAUAUAGGGGUGGCAUGGUGAUCCCUUAAGGGGAACCUACAAGAGCCGCUAAGAUUGCCCCUCUAGGGACCCCUCAGGCGUGGAAGAUACCGUUUUUGAUUCGGAACGAUAAUUUUAUUGAUGAAAGACAAAUUUUCAUAUGUUAUUACCAAUAUGGGCGUUUUUAUAUGUAUGUUCUCCAUACUAAGGAUCGGAAUGAAGUGUAGCUUAACCUCAUUUUUUUUCAAUUUCAUAUUUAAAUUAAUUUCUUUUUUAUUGGAUUUUGAAGGUUCUUUUUGGUAUGGUCGAUGUGCCACGACUUGAAAUUUCAUGGAACGACACUCCGCUGGGUGGCCGUGAAAGCACCUUGCCUUUGCGAAUCUCGGUCGCGCUUUCCAUUUUUUCUUUAAUUUGAGAUUUUGACUAUUUCUGUGCGAAAGCAAUAAUAGUUCCGUUUUUGGCACAUAAAAAACAAUUAAAAAGUUGUUAAAAAAGGGAAAAUAUCAAAUAAAAGGAAAAAAGGAAAGCGCGACCGAAAUUCGCAAAGGCAAGGCGCUUCGCGACAGCGCGCACUAGUUCCACAAGAACAUCGGAGUGUCGUUCCAUGAAAUUUCAAGUCGUGGCGCAUCGACUAUGAAACAAGGUUUUUUCUAAUCUUGAAAGGCUCUCAAUACAUAAAUUACAAUGAACUUCGUCUUAAUUUUCUCUUUCCACUUGUAAAAAUCUUCAGAAUCGAAGACGAAUCCCGAAAUUUGUCGAGAAAACGGCCAAGAUCCUACGCGAUCGUUGAAUUGGCGCCACGGGAAUGCCGUUGUGAGGUUAUUUUCCUCGGAAAAUCAAUGAAUUAUCGAAAAAAAUCCAUUUCUAGUCAGUCGGUCUCCUCCAAGAAAGGUUCCUGCAAAGUUUCCGGGUCCGAAAAUCGAGGGCGAAAAGGAAAAACGACGGGUUCACACAGCAGACCCAUCACAUGGCACAUCUGAUUUCCAAAGUUAAAAAUUUGGAAAAAAAUAACGAAAAAUGUGUAAUUCAGCUGUCGAGAUUCGAGCAAUUAUCGAUUGAUUUGCGAAAAAUGGCCGACGAACCAUCGACCUCUUUUUCAAACUCAACUUUGUUCACUUUGGAGUGUGAGAACGGUAAGAUCAUAUUUCCCCUAAAGGGAUCACUUCACGAACUCCUACAGGGGGGAACUAAGCUUGCAAAAGUGACCCCUCCAGGGGACAUGCUAGCGAUCCUUAUACGUCUUUCUAACUUCCCAAUAAGAACAAAAAGUAGAAGAGCCCUAUAGGGGCCACUUAAGCUUUAGAGGCUUAACGUUCAAUCCCUAAACCCCUAUAGGGACAAUUUAAACUUAAGCCCUCUAGGGAACACCAUUUUGUCUCUCUCUAUUCCCUGUAGGGACCACUCUGGCGUUACUAAGAAGAUUCUCAGGUGGAAAAUAAAAAGUAACGCCAGAGUGGUCACUAGAGGGGCAACCUUAAGAAGGAUCCCCUCAAGGAACCGCAUUAUCUACCCUAUAGCGGGCACUGAAGCUCGCUAAAGUGCCCACUCUAGGGGAGCACCUUCCUACGUCUUUUUAACUUUUGAAUAAGAACAAAAAGUAAAAGAGCACUAUAGGACCCACUUAAGCUUUAGAGGCUCACACGGGAAGUGUCAGGUGUCGGACCAGUAACUCCUAUAGGGAUCACUUGAAUUUUACCCCUCUAGGGAGCCCUUAAAGUGGGCAUAGCUCAUUUUUCGCUGACAGAAAUGGGGUGCGAAGUGGUUGCGAUGCCUUUUUGGCGCCAAUCCGAAAAUUGAACCUAGAAUCAAACUACAGUGUAGUUUGCUUCAGGAGCUCCUUAUCCUCAAAAAAAAAUUUCGCAGGACACUUUUUUUUCAAAUCAUGUUGAUUCAGAACGUUUCAAAUAGAGCUUUUUCACCAUUAUUUUUUGUAUUUUGCGAAUUUUUGUUUGUUCUGAAAUCAUUAGGGCUCAAAGUUCACGUCAAAAAUAAAGAAAGUUCAGGUUGCCUCCAGGUAAACCGUCAAAUCUUAAAAUGCCGUUCUUCAAUACUGCAGAAGGUUCCAUUGACCUCCACGACUUUUAAAAUCGAAGCUCCCGUUCAGGUUCGUUAAGUAUCUUCAAUGUUUCAACAGGAUUUUUUGUAAAAUAUUAUUAUUGUUUUUGGAUGUAUUGUUAACUCAUGUGACUAACAGCCUUUUCGUUUUAGGAUUCUGAAAUCAAAAAUAAUUCUUCUUUCGAAAUUUGAAUUGAAAUGACCGCAUUUGAAAUGGCUCAACGCGUUGCGGUCGCGAAGCGGUUUGAUUCAAGUUUUGAAAAGCUACGUUCAACCUAACAAUUUUUGCUAGCUUGAGCUACGUUUUAAGUUAAAAAUUGUUUCUGAGGUUCUUCAGACCGGCUCGCGUAAAUCGCUUCAUGGUCGGGCGCACUUUUCAGCGCCGCCUUUAGCUAUCCCCCUUACGAUCAAUAUGUAUCUCGUCACUUUGAAGGAAUUUUUGUUCGCAUUUGGAAGGGCUCAACGCGUUGCGGUCGCGAAGCGGUUUGAAUCUAGUUUUGUAAAGCUACUUUUAACGUCAUAAGUUUGCUAGCUUAAGCUACGUUUAGAGUAAAAAAUGUUUCUGAGGUUUUUUAUACCGGCUCGCGUAAGUCACAUUGAGGUCCGGCGCAAUUUUCAGCGACGCUUUGAGCUAUUCCCCUCACGAUCAACAUGUUUCUAGCUUACCAGGGAACGUUUUUUACCCCCCGGUUGAACUUUUGCUGAAACUUUGCUGUACUUUAGGACCCCAUGAUUCCAGAACAGAAAAAAAAUUCUCGCAAUAGAUUUUGUUUCCGAGUUAUGGAGCUUCAAAGUGUGCAAAAUACGCAAUUUAGGCCAAAAAAGCGCUAUUUCGGGCUUUUAAAGUGUCCUAACUCGAAAAGGAGAUCUAUUGCGAGAAAUUUUUUCUUGAUCUGCAAUCAGGGGGUCCUAAAGUACACUUCGGCAAAGUUUCAGCGAAAGUUCAACCGGGGGGGGGGGUAAAAAACGUUCCCUAGUUAGUUAUAUUUUGAAGAUUUGGAACUUUUUCUUGAAAAAAAUCGAAGAAAAAUUGUUUUUUUUUAUUGUAAAAUUUAGGCAGUCCGCCACUGGUUGACUUUUGUAUACUCUGCUCAAAUCGAAUGGCCGGCGAAUUUGAACGAGGAAGUUUCGAAGAUUGCUGAGAAGUUCGGGCCAGGUUUGUCUUGAAAUCGAAAACAUAACGAUGAAAAUUCACGAAAGGUUUCAAAAAAUUGAGUUUUUUUAAGAACGCCAGAGUGGUCCCUAGAGGGAUAAGUAAGAAGCAGUCCCUAUAGUGGGCAGAAUUUCGCUCCCUUAAAGGCUAAACUUUAGAUAAUCCCUAUAAAAGUUGAGGGUCUGAUUCUUAAGCCUUUUAAGCUCAAGUGGCCCCUUUAGUGGUUUUCCAAGCUUUUGUUUUGUUUUGAAGGUUGAAAAUUCGUGUAGGAAACACUAGCAUCCCCUAGAGGGGCCACUUUUGCGAGCUCUAGUGCCCCCUAUAGGGGAAAGUAAGCUGGUCCUUAGAGUUGAAUCUUCAAGGGAUCAUAAGGUUGCCCCUCUAGGGACCGCUUUGGCGUUCUUGAGUUCCUAACACAUUUUUCUUUUUUUUUUUCGAACGGCCGAUAAAUUUUCCAAGCUUGUGACCGCAUGUAGAAUGGCUCGACACGUAAAGGCUCGAAGGCGCGACCGACCCAAAACGAGUUGCGCGCGGUUUCAUCGAAAAGCGGCAUAGGAAGCUGCUAUAGAUUUUUUAAGCUAUAUCAUGACUUUCUGAACUUUUUUCAAAGUUAAGAAAAUCAUUUUUCCAGAUGGCCUGCUCCAAAUCUGCUCCCGAGAUCCGCGUAGAACGGAUAAAUUUGAGCAAGAAGAUGUGGGAAAAGUUGAAGACGAGGAAAAAACUGAAGUGAAAAAGAAAAUAAAGGAAGAAGGAAAAGCUGAAAUAGAAAAAAGUCCCAGAAAAACGGAGACUGGGAAACGGAGAUCGAGUCGAAAAGAGGAAGAAAAGCCGAUUCCAGAAUUGAUGAUGGUUCGAGUUUUUAACGAUUGGUAAACAUUUUGAGGAAGGAAAGGAGAAUUUAGGAGCUAAUUAUAAACCUUAAGGGUAGGCAAACUCGAAAAAAAAGGUAGAGCUGAAAAAAUAGUAUUAUAGACAAAAAAAAACCCCCUUUUUUUGCUCACAAGACCUCCCCUGUCAAUAGAAAGGGUAGAGUACAAAAAUGAAAAAGAAAAAAAAAGUAGAUUUUUUCGACUUUUCACAGAUUUUUAGGAUCAAAUUAAUCCUGUUCCACUGAAAGUCCUUUUUGAAAAAAUCAUAAGCUUAUUCAAACUUUAGUGAGAAAAAAAUCACUUUAUUGAAAAAUGGACUGAUUUUUUAGGGUGACGAAAUAAAUGAUGAAGAUCCCUUGCGUGGCUGUUUCGAUAUCCUCGAAGACUUUGAAGACGUCAAAAUCGAUUCUGAAGUGAUAAAGAAGGAUAUUCUGACCCUGGACGAAGAUUCGCCUCCUUUGAAAAAGAUGAAUAUCAGUUCGGAUGGGAUUUUUGUGGAGGAAAAGAGGAAAAGCGUGACGAAGGAGACUGUUAAAGGUUGAUUUUUGAAUUUUAGAGAUUAUUAAGAAAUUUGAAAAAUUAGAACGGAUGACUAUUCUGAUUUAAGAACUUUCAAAAAUAUUUUAAUUCGAAACAUAAAUUUUCCUGGUCAGCUUAUCAUGUGACUUUUUUGAGAUUUAUUUUUGUAGUCGCUUUUUUUUUAAGUACCAGGCUUUAAUUUCAAGUUUGAGCUUUUACGAACGCUAGAGGGGCCACUAUAGAGAGAAAUUUAGAGUCCUGGAAGGUACCCCUCUAGGGACCCAAGGGGAAGAGUACCGUUGGUUCAAUUUUACAGUUAAGGGUGGAUUUUGGAAUUUUUGGGAUUUAUUGAAAAGUUUAAAAAAAAGAAAUGAUGUAUUUUCUGGUUAGAAAACUUAAUAAGAAAAUAAUGAAGUUCAAAAAUAUUUUAAUUUAAAACGAUUCCUUCAUAUUUUUUUCUAGUUAGAUUAUAAUGUGAUUCAAGUUUUGAGACCAAUUUUUUUGAGAGCCAGACCUUAAUUUCAAGUUUGAGCUCUUAGGAACGCCAGAGAGGCCCCUAUAGGGGCACACUUAGGGUCCAUGAAGGCACCCCUCUAGGGGCCACUUUACCUCCCCUAUAGAGGCCACUAAGCCUUUUUUCAGAAGGAAGUUUGAUUAGUCUAUGGAGGGCUACUCGGCUGGGGAAAUAAAGAGAUUUGGUGUUUUUAUUAUUUGAUUUUUUUUUUCUAGAAGAUUUUUCUGUAAUUUUUCAAGUGGACAAGUAUCUUUAAUUCUAUUUUUUUAACCCCCUCGAAAAAGUAAAUUUAAAAAUUUAAAAAUAAAAAUAAUGGACUAAAAAAAUACAAAUAACUUUUUCAACUUUACUUGUCCCAAACGUAUCAAAUUCCGUUUCCUCAUCGUACUAGUUUUUUUCGAAAAAUUCUAGUCUUUUCAGAGACUAUCGAAUAUGAUUAGAGGGAAAAAUGUUCAUUUUUUUAAAAAUUCUGUUCAUAAGUUGCCUCAUAUAAGUUUCAAUCGCUUUAUAUAGUUUCAAAAUUUCUUGUUAAUCUAAUAAACGAAAAUGGGUAAGUAUCGUCAUAAAUUUUCACCGUCACUGCUGGUAACAUUUUGGUCGCGUUUGGAAUGGCUCGAUGCGUUGCGGCUAAUUAACGCAGCACCCGACUUGAAGCGAGUUGCGCGCAAAGAAAUAGGACAGCUCUUGAUGGUCAAAUGUCGAACCUGAACUUUAUCGCGUUGUUUGAGCCAGGAGUUUAAAACUAAUGAUGUAUAAAAUUGCACCUGACCUGAAACGACUUGCGCGUACAAGUGUUGAAAAAGGGACACUUUUGAGCGUCAAUUUGUCGGACCGCACCGCGAUCGCGUCGCUCGAGUCAUUCCAAAUGCGACCGCAGAGUUUGAAACAAGUGAUAUAUGAACAGGCACCCGACUUGAAACGACUUGCGCGUAGAAGCCUUAGAAAAACUAUCGGGACAGCUUUUUAGCGUUAAAAUAACCAACUGAAACGCGACCGCGUCGCUUUGAGACAUUCCAAAUGCGACCACAGAGUUUUAAACAAUGGUAUAUAGAAAUGCACCCGACUUGAAACGACUUGCGCGUAGAAGCGUUAGAAAGAGAAUCUCGACACUUUUAAGCGUCAAGUUGUCAAACCGCAACGCGACCGCGUCGCUUGAGCCAUGCCAAGUGCGACUUCAGCGUUUGAAGCCAGGAAUAAAUGAACAAAGCUGCUCCUGAAAGAUCAGGGCUCCGCUUUUGUGUCAUAUUUUCAACCGCAACGUGACCGCGUCGCUUCGAGACAUUCCAAAUGCGACCAAAGCUUUUGAAAAAAGUGAAAUAUAAGCAGAAUGACCUUUAAAGGGGCACAUACAAUGAAAUUAUCCAUAUUAGUCGAGAAUAAGUAACCUAGGUUAUUUAGAAGUCGAGUAUAUAGGCCUAGGCCUAAAAGGGCCACUUUUGCAAGCUGUAGGGUCCCCUGUAGGGGUAGGUGAGGUGGUCCCUCAAAGGAACUCUCUAGGGAACACUCUGGAGCUCCUAGGUACCGGAUUUUGGAAGUUGUGAAAAAAAAAAAUUUCAGAAAAAUUCAACCAAUCUGACUGCUCUUUUUUCUGCUCUCCAAUUCUUUCUUCCACCAAAAAUCAGCCGAUUAUUGAUUUGGAAGGUUUUUUUUUGAAUGAAAAAGGUAUUUUCUUGGUAAUAUUCAAUAUUUAGCCCCUUUGAAAGAAGAAUCGCCGGAAAUUUCGGUCCUAGAGCCUCAAAAUUCGUCUUUCAAUGCCGAUGAGGCUAUUAUCCAAGGUGAUUUUUCCAUCUUUCAACAGAAUUUUCGGUUUUUUUCCAGAAGAUGAUCCAGAAAUUUCGGUUUUUGAGCCGAAAAAAUUGUCUUUCAAUGCUGAUGAAGCCAUGAAAAAAGGUUGGUGGUUUCAAUUUUUGAUUUUUUCGAACGAGAGGCUCAAUAUUUUCUGUUUUUGAGUCGAAAUUAUGGUCUUUCGGUCUAGAUUUUUUUCUAUCUAAUUUGUUUAUUUAUGAGAAGAUUUUUUUAUAUUUGAGCCACAAAAUCAGUCUAUUAAUAAAGAUAGCUUUUUUUAAGAGUUGGUUUUCGAUAUUCAGCAUAAAUUUUAGCUUUUUUUCUCAGAAGUUGACUCGAAAAAAAUACGGAUUUUAAGCUUCAGAAAUUUUUUUCUAAGUGUUGAUUUUGGAAAUUUUUCAGGAUUUGAGCUAUUAAAAUUAUCCUUCAAUUGAUAAAAAAAUUGUUAAAAAAAGAGUUUUUCCAGACAAAGAUUCUGAAUUUUUCGGUUCUAGGAAUCGUCUCUUAAUGAUGAUUUUUUUGAAAUACGCGAGGCUAGAAAAAAAUUGAAAAAAAUAUUUUAAUUAAUAGAAAAAUUAGGAACUUUUUCAGAAGAAGAUGAACCAGAAAUUUCGGUUUUCAAGCCUCAGAGUGCGACUUUUUCCGCAGAUAAAGCUGAAAAUCGAGGUGAUUUGAUUCAUUUUUCAAUGAAUCAAGUAAAAAAAUUAAUGAUUUUCAGAAGUUGACCCGGAAAUUUCGGUCAUUGAACCACGGAAUUUGUUAUUCGCCGAGGAAAAAGUUAUUAAUCAAGGUAAUUUUUAUUGUUUUUUUAGUGAAUCAAGUGAAUCUGGAAACGCUAGAAAGGACCCUGAAGGGGCUACUUUAAGGGAAAAUUGAAAGUUUUGCUUCAGGGACCACUUGAGCUUCAGUGACUUAGGAGUCAAAUCCUUAACCCCUAUAGGGGCCACUUGAGCUUUAGAGACUUAGGAGUCAUACCCUUAACCCCUAGAGGGGCCACUUGAGCUCUAUAGGGUCUGGGUCAAAUCUCAUAACCCCUUUAGGGACCCCUCAAGCUUCAGAGACUUAGGGCUCAUAGCCUUAACCCCUUUAAUGGCCACUCAAGCUUUAGAGACGUAGAUGGCGUACCCUUAACCCCUAUAGGGGCCUCUUGAGCUUCAUAUGGUCUGGGACAAAGCUCAUAACCCUACAGGGGCCACUCAAGCUUUGGAGACUUAGGUAUCAUAGCCUAAACUCCUAUAGGGGCCACUUAAGCUUUAGAGACUUAGGGAUCAUACCCUAAACCCCUUUAGGGACCACUUGAGCUUCAGAAACCCUUAUAGGGACCAGAUAAGUUUUAUCCCUCUAGGGAGCACUAUCUUGUCCCCUAUAGGGACUGUUUUUUCCCUGACCCCUCUAGGGACCACUCUGGCGCCCCUACGAAUAUUUAUAAUUUUCAGAAGGUGAUCCCGAAAUUUCCCACAUUUCUUAUAACGUUUGGGAUCAACCCGACUACAAUGACUAUGCUGGUUUUUAAUUUUGAAGUUGGGACUUUCUUAAAAUUUAAUCGAUUUUAGGCCCGGAUUUUUUUAAUAACUCUUAUUUGCCUUCCAAAUACGGUAAUGAAUCCUUCGUCGGGUCGAAAUUUGAUGAAGAAAUGGAAAAAUCGCCUUUGGAAAAUAUUUCGACGCCAACGGGAAGGAAAUCGUCGAGAAAAUCGGUUAUAGUUGGUUUUGCGGUUUUCAAGAAAGCAAUAUGUAGAGAAAUUAUGGAAGUUUUGGGAUAGAAUUAGAAUAUUGCUAACGAUUUGAUUAGGUCAUGCUAUAAAGUGCGGGCGUUUUUUGUGCUCCACUGCAAAUUAAUAAAAUACGGACGUUUCUCAACCUUAACUCUUUCCCCUUUUCUGGUAUAGUCGAUGUGCCACGAGUUGAAAUUUCAUGGAACGACACUCCGCUCGGUGGCCUUGUGGCCGUGAUAAACCAAUGCCUUUGCGGAUCUCGGUCACGCUUUCCCAUUUUUUAAUUUGCCGUUUUCAAAUACAUUUUCUUCGAUAUUUCUUUAGUUUUAAGAACUUUUUGGCAGUGCAAUGGAUGAAUAAAGUUUUUCGGAAUGCCAAUAAUUCAACCAAAGGAUAAAUAAGCAGUGAAAAACCUUAUGUUGACAGAAACCGAUCUCUCUAUUUCAUAGUGCGUACAAGUCUUCAUUUUAUAAGCCACUCACUUUCUGAAAAAAUCCAUUAAUCAUUGCAACAAACAGAAAAAAAAAACCAUGAAAACAUUAAAACAUGACUCAAAAAAAAACACACUUUUUUAUCGCUCUUUUCGAGGAAGAUCAUGAAAUUUACUGUGUUCUUUCUUUUAAAUUUGUACAACGCAAUCCUUUUCAACGAUAAUAUUACAUUUUAAAGAAAUAAAACAAUUAAAAAACGAUCAAAAUUAUAAUUAAAACCAAAAAAUUAGCGUGGCCGAGGUUGGCAAAUUCGCACGAUGCGCGCUACCGCACAAAUCGAAACAGCGGAGUGUCGUUCCAUGAAAUUUCGACUUGUGGCACAUCGACUAUAACACAAACUCGACAUUUCUGAGCAUUUUAAGGGACCACUUUAGUGGUUUCAGAAGUCUUAAGUUACCCCUAGAACUGCUCAGAAACGUCCGGGGCACGUUUUCGAGAAAAUUGAAGUUUUUAGAUUUGACGGCUCGAAGGAAUUUCCCUAAAGUAGUCAUUUUUUCAAAAUAUUUUUCAGUUUGCAACGAAUUUUCUAGCAAAGGAAGUCUAGUAAUAAGCUAUUUAUUUUUUUAAGCUUUUUAAGGGAUUUUUUAAUGGAUUAAUAAACAAAAUGAAACUAAUAUUGAAGGUCGCGAAAAAAAGUUCUUCCAGAAGAUCCGAAAAAAAUAUAUAAUCGAAAAAAACUUUCUCGAGUUUUUAGGAAGAUCAGAAACGGGCGGAAAAAAAUCGCCUUUUAAAGGAUUUUUUUCGAUAUCAAAUGGAAGGAACUCGUCGAUAACAUCGAUAAUAGUUCGUUUUACGGUUUUCGAAGAUCAUUAUAAAAAGAAAAUAUGAAUUUUUCGGCGAUAAGUAUGUUUUUCCCGUUCCAUUAGAUCUGACUAGUGAGAUAACAUUGAAAUCCAGAUACAAAGAUUUUUCAGAAUAAUUUCCCUAAAGUGGUCACUUUGUUCGAAAUAUGGUUAAAAUUUUGCUCGGUUUCUAGAAAUUCAAGUCCAAAACUUUUCAAGGUUUUCUUUUUGGAGGACCUCGAAAAAAGGAAAAAAAAACUUCCCGAGAAAGAAAAAGGAAAAAAAAACGGGAUUUUCCUAUUUCUUGUCCUUUUUUUCAUACAAGUUUCGGUUUCCAGGUUUUUAAACUUUAUUUAAAUUUCUUGUUUGAAUCUAGUUAAGAUAAUCAGGAAUUUAUGAAGGAUUUCGGGUUAGAAUUGUGGAAAAAAAUGACUUUUUCUCAUUUUUGGCUUCUUAGGAAGAUCAAAAACGAGAGGAAAAGUCGGAAAAUUCGCCUCUGGACAAUAUUUCAACGCCCACGGGGAGGAAUAUGUCGCGGAGAUCUAGAUUGGUCGGUCUUUUCGUUUUUUCAAAGUAUUUUGGCUGGGAAAUUGAUUUCUAAGGCAGUAAUUGACACUAGAGGAGCAUUUUUAUUAUCAAAGCGUGAAUUUGUUUUUUGAAUUUUUGAAUUUUUGCAAGUUUCAUGUGCUGUUUCGGCUUAAGAAAAAGGUCGUUUUUUUACUGAUUUUCUUAGAAAUUGUGAUAUUUUCGAGACUAUUAGUUUUGAGAAAAAUGAAAAAUCAAGAGAUUUUUUUAAAAGAAUUUUUCUGGCUUAUAUACAGUCCCGUCAAAAGUAUAUUAAAUUUUGGUUUUUUGAAGAUAAAUUUUUGAGGUGCGAUAUCGAUUCAAAUUUUUUUCAUAGUUUUCUGAGAGAGACAUACGUGUUCUCAAAGAAUAAUAAUUUUUUUCGAGAAAAAAACGAAUUUUCGAAAAAAAUCGACUUUUUUUCAAUUAAGAAAUCAUAGCUCAACAAAAAAAUGUUUAUCAACACAAAACAAUGUUAAAACAAUAUUCGGGGCCUAUUACUUGGUGUGUUAUACUGCGAAAAAGUAUUUGAAAGCCUGAAACUCCAUUUUUUGAAAGUUCCAAUUUCUUUCUUCAUUUUCAGCUGAAUCGAAGUGCCCCCGAGGAAGAAGAUUCGUUCGACUGCUCGAUUAUCUUCAAGCCAAACGCUGAAUCUUUGGCCCUCGAGGCAAAAACUCCCGUCACGAAGUUUCUGAACAAACCUCAGUGGGUUUUGAGAAGGAAAUCGCUAAAAAAUAAUGAAAAAAAUCCGAUUUUUUUAACAUUUUCUUGAGAUUAAAUUAUUCAUCUACCCAGGAAGAAAUCACUUUAAUUUGAAAGUUUUUGAAAGUUUUUCAAGAUAUUCCUCGAUGUAUCUAUUGAAGGUUCUAGAAGUAUCAACAUUCAAAGUUUUUUCCUUGAUUUCCAUACGUUAUUUUAAGAAGUACCUUAAGAAAAUUCCAAUUUUUCUGAAAAUAAAACAGCUACGAAAUAUGGAAAAUCCGAUUUUGAACAUUUUUGGGAGAUGAAAUUAUUCCUUUACCCAGUAGGGAAGUUUUUAUAUUUUUUGCAUCUUGAAAAAGUUCUGAAUAUUGGUCAGGAUGUUCCUUGACGUAACAGAGCAAGAUUCUAAAAUCUCGACUUACAAAAUUUUCUAAUUUUUGAAAAAUAAGAGUCGAGUGAGAGAACUUGCAUGAGAACAUUCGAAACUAGAGUUUUUUUUUCGCUCCUAGAGAACCUUCUCUGUAAAAAGCUCCUUUUUUUCGAAAAAACCCUUUUUUGUAUUUCACAACCUUGAAGAUACGAUUAAAAGGGCAACAUUUUGAAAAAGGGUUUUUUUCAGCGUCUUCAUUAAUAAAUAUUCUGACUUAUUUUGAAAAAGCUCCGAAGUUUUCAAGAAGAAAAUAGCUUUGAAAAUAUGGAUAGCUCGUUUUUGAACAUUUUUGUGAGACAGUUUAUUCCAAAGGGAGGUUUUUUACUUUGCAUCUUGAAAAGCUCUGAAAAUCGGUUGACAUCUCAAUUGAAGGGUUCGAGAGUCUCAACUUCCAAAAUUUCCUAGCUUUUGAGAAAGAAGGGCUAAAAAAAACUCGAAACAGACAAUUUUACACAUUUUUGUAAAACUUCGAGACUUUUUUUUUCCUUCUAAAUGAAUUUUCAACCAACUGAAACAGAAAAAACUCUUCUAACGAAGAAAAAAACGCUUAUUUCUGUCCGUAAUUUGAAACCUUGAAGAUUCGGUUCAAACGUGAAAAUCUUGAAAACGACCAACAUUACCCCAAUGCCGGACUACGACGCGAUGGACGAUAAUAUGUUGAAGGUUUUGGCCUUCAGAGAAAAAAAUUAUGAGAUUAAAUUUUCCAGAUGCAUCUGAAGAAAAUUGGCCACAAGCCAAGGCCUCGGAAAAAGAUGAUCGAGACUCUGAAAAAAGCCUAUGAUAUUUUGCACCCGUGUGAGUUUGGGACAUUAAAAAAAAGAUUUAUUUGGCUCAAUUUUUCCCAGAAUCUCGGUAAAAUAGAGAUCAAUUAGCGUUAGACAGAGCUAAUAAAAAAAGCGAUAUAGCCGAAAAAAUUUUUGCCGCGACAUCGCGAAACUCCCGCUGUUAUAUCGCUUCUUCUCAUAAGUUUGAACAUUCAGAAAAAAAUAAUUUUUUUGCUUCAUUUUUUUUCUUUUUUUAUCACUUAAUGGAUCAAAUUGAAGAAUAAAAAACUUUGAAGGAAAAUUUUUCUGUGAGCGAUAUUGCGCAAUAUUCUUGCGAUGUAGCGAGCGUUAUCGCGUACGUCAUAGUGCAGAAUAUUGGGUGAAGAUCAUAAAUUGUUAAAAAUUUGGUCACAAGCUUGGAAAAUGAAUUUUUUUAUUUAAUUUGAGGGUUCGAGAAUUAAAAAGGAGCAUAAAAUCCAUGAAAAAAACAAAUAAAUGAGCUGAAUUUUUCAAAAUUGAUAGUAUUCAGCAGAAAAAUGUUUUCCAAUGUUUUAUAAGCCAAAAUGAGAAAUUUCGAUUUUUUUUUUGAUUUCAGUUUCCUAAAAGCUCGAAAAAAUAAAUUGAGUUCCUUUUUUGGCAAACAAAUCCUUACAUGGACAGAACAUUUUUAAAAUCCGUGACUGAAUAUCCGUUAGAGUUUGAAAGUCAGGAAAAUCAAUACCGUUCCAAUUUUCGGAUUCUUUUAUUUCUGUAACAAUGAUCUUUAUGGAGUUGAAACGACUUUUUAUACCUUAUUUUAUUUCGGAAAGUUUUUGUAAGUCCACCCCCUUCUUCUGGACUAAUUAACUUUUCACCGGUUCAAGUGUACCCGUACAAUUGUUUUCACUAUUCGUGAGGGAAUUUAAAUUCCAGUUGUUACUGGAAAGUUAUUUUUGAAAAAUGAAUGUUUUAACUCAAUUUUCGGUUUUUUUUUUUCGAUUUCUCUUGAGUUACCUGUUGAUUAAACUAAAUUUUUAAAAUCUUUUUAAUUUUUUGAACUUUGAACAUUUUCAAGCCUUUUUAGUGAGUAAAUGAAGGCUCUUUCUACGGAAGAUUUAUAUUAAUGUGACUUUUUUUGAACUUCGAAAAAAGGCGGCAAAAUUUAUCGCUUUGAAUAGUUCAAAUUUAUUUUUUCAAGUGUAAGGCUGACACUUGUGAGUCGUAUAAAAAUAUUAAUUUUUCCAGUGAUCGAUCCAAAUACACCCACUAUCCGGCCUCUUCUCUCCUCGAGCGAUCCGGAACCGGAAGAAAAGAAGAAAAAAGAAAAAGAGACUAAAGUUCGAGGCUCGAAGAAAGUUGCUCCAGAAGAACCGGAGAAAGAUGAAUCUGGUUAUUUAUUUUCUGGUUUUUAUAGUCCAUUCUGGGAAAGAACCACUUGAAGCCACUAUAGUACUCGAUUUAGUGGCCAUUUCAGUGGCUAAAUAUUAGUGACCUCUUUAGGAGUCUUACUGGUACUACUAGAUCUAGGAAAACUACUAUAGUGGCCACUAAAAUGCAAAAUAGUGGCUUCUAAAGAGGUCAUUUUAGUGGUUACUUUAGUGUCCUCUCCAAGUAGUCCUUGAGGAGCCUCUUAAGUGGCCACUAGAGUUUUUCGCGACGGGAUUUCUCUGCGCUCUCUUUGUCUCUCGAUGACCCUCUCUUAUUUUACAUGCUAUCUAUUUUUCUCUAACCUCGCCAUUGAGGGAACAGAUAGACGCAGACAGGCAGAACGAAAGGAUUAUAGCAAAAUAAUGGAUUUAGACGACGCCGAUGCGGAAAAGACGUUGAAUUUGUCGAACGAAGAUCCGCCCGAGGAGGAAGUUAUCGAUGAUUGUGGAAUCUUGCCAAAGGUUCUAAAGAAACUAUAAAAAAGGGGAGAUCAAAGGAUUUUUAGGACCUUGACGGGAUGGCCCAGGCGUUUUUGUGUUGGUUGAGAAGGGAGGAAAACGAGGAAUUGCAUAAUCAUAUGCUAUCCCUGCAGCCAGUGGCUUUGGUAAGUUGAAAAAGAUCACUUAAGGGAUCACUCGAAAAAAUAGGGUAAAAUUUUCACUUUUCCUGUUUCAUCGGAUGUUUUUAGCUACAUUUAUUCUUUCAAAAAAUGUUCACAAUUUUUCUUGAUAAUUUAAAGAAAAAAUCGUUCUUCAUAUAUGUUAUUUCUUGGAUAUUUACCUUAUUUUGAAGAACUUCAAAUUUGAGAAAGCUCACCAAAAAAGUCUCAAAAAAGACUUUCAAGCCUGAAAAUUCUAUUUUGAACAUUUUUAGAACGUGUAACUAUUCAUGCAGCCACAAGUAAGGUAAUUUCACUUUUAAGCUUCCUGAAACUUGGCCAAAACACUCCUUGAUGUACUAGAAGAAUAUUCUGAAAAUCUCAUCCUGCAAAACGUUUUCGUUUUUGAGAAAUAAGGGCUCAAAGCCCAGAAAUCGCCAAUUUUUAAGAAUUCCAGGGCUUUCUGUGACUUUUAGGUGUCUUCUCUCGAAAACUAGGACUUUUUCUAGGUUCGGGCUUUCGGAAUAGUUUUCUGAUACAUCCGCAAAGAACUUGGCCAGUUUUCUGGAUAUUCCUAACACUAAAGUGGCCACUAAACCCACCUCUAUAGUGGCCACUAUUUUCCGUUUUAGUGGCCACUAUAGAACUUCUCAAUUUAGUGGCCUCUUCAGUAGUUUAUCAUCCAGUAUUCCUUCCAGUAACUCUGAUAAUUUCAAAGCAAACAGAUUGGACCGUUUAUUUUGAUUCAUUGACCCAUAAAGUGGCCGCUUAAAUUUUUAGUGGUCUAGUAGUAGCACUUAGACCUCUACAGUGGCCACUAAUUUUCAACCCCUUAAGUGGCCGCUAAUUUGACUACUAUAGUGGCCACUAAAACGUCAAAACCCUAUAGUGGCCACCAAAAAUUUUCCCAGUGUAUCCUAAAGUCUUUUGAAGAAAGUAACCACAGAAGAGUUGAGGCUGUUCACGGAAUCUUUAAAAAAAAAACAGGAAAUUUAGUACUUUGAGUAGAUUGUGCAAAACAUAAUUUUCCUCAGGAAGAAUUGCUGAUCCGACUCGGCAAGGCUGAUUCCUCGGUUUGCGGCAUCGGAAAGGCAAAAUUGGCAGCGAUUCUGGACUCGCUCUCGAUCAGCUUCCAACUGCCGAGCAAUGGAAAAGGCGGCCCAAGGAAGGCUUUUGGUCCCGGGCGUCGGAAAUAAUUUUCUUUUCAUUCUUCAUGUUUACGGCUCUUUUGUAUCGUUUUUCAUGACCUCACAGUUUUACUUGUUUUUCGAUGUAUUCCUUGUGUAAUGAAACUUUUUGCCCUUUUUUUUGGAAGCGAGAAAAUAUUUACGCGUUUUUCGCUUUUCUCCCUGUUUUUUUAGGACUCACGAUCUCCGGUUAACAUGGAAGAAAGUAUUGAAAAAUGUGAUUUUUUGAUUUUUUUUUUUCUUUUUAAGUUAGAAAUUAAUUAAUCUCUGAAUUUUAUGUACCAACCGGGCUGAAAAAUCAGUUAAUCAAAACGAAAUUCGGUUUUUUUUUUCGGUAUAAGAAGGUUUGAUGGGAUUUUUAUAGGCUCAGAUAGCGUUAUAAAUUAGUUUUCAAUCGAUAAAAUUAUAUCACAGAAUCUCAAAACUGAUUUCUAAUUUAUUGAGGUUGAUCGAUUUUUGAACCAUUUUCAAUCAGGUUUUCGGCUCGCUUUUUUUGAAAAUCAAUAAAUUUUUUGUGUACCUGUUUAGAAACGUCAGAGUAUCCCUAGAGGGGUUAGGGAUGAAAUAACUCCUAUACGGGACAAAAUAGGGCUUUCUAAAGGGCGGAAACUUGAGUGGACACUCUAGGGAAUUCGGAUUCGGACCCCUAGCAGAGCUGUUCUCAAGUCGGGGCGACCCCGGCCGAGGCCGCCCCGACCCGACCGCGACGCGCCCCUGA